This is a messenger RNA of Lolium rigidum, 891 nucleotides long. RefSeq names its product 60S ribosomal protein L13-1-like. NCBI's taxonomy places the organism in Eukaryota, Viridiplantae, Streptophyta, Magnoliopsida, Poales, Poaceae. The record is from RefSeq and is a predicted model, not a curated record. Gene Ontology annotation, cellular component: cytosolic large ribosomal subunit; ribosome. Gene Ontology annotation, biological process: translation. Bases 121 to 747 code for a protein of 208 amino acids. The transcript has 5 exons. Gene Ontology annotation, molecular function: RNA binding; structural constituent of ribosome.
UUCUAGCACUAUAAAGUCCCUCAUCGUCUCCCACCUCUCGCGCCGCCACUUCACUCCCCGCAAAACCCUAGCCCUCUCCCGCGCCGCCGCCGCCCCAGGUAAGAAGGAGAGGAGGCCGAGAUGGUGAAGCACAACAACGUCAUCUCCAGCGGCAACGUCAAGAAGGACUGGCAGAGGCAUGUCAAGACGUGGUUCAACCAGCCGGCCCGCAAGCAGAGGCGCCGCAUCGCUCGCCAAAAGAAGGCUGUGAAGAUCUUCCCACGCCCAACAUCUGGACCUCUUCGCCCCAUUGUGCAAUGCCAGACUCUCAAGUACAACAUGAAGGCCAGGGCUGGCAGGGGAUUUACUCUUGAGGAGCUCAAGGCUGCUGGCAUCCCGAAGAAGCUGGCUCCCACAAUUGGCAUCUCUGUGGACCACCGCCGCAAGAACAGGUCACUUGAGGGUCUGCAGACCAAUGUCCAGAGGCUGAAAACCUACAAGGCCAAGCUUGUUAUCUUCCCAAGGCGUGCUCGCAAGGUCAAGGCUGGUGAUUCUACCCCAGAGGAGCUUGCCAACGCCACCCAGGUCCAGGGCGACUACAUGCCCAUUGCUCGUGGCGAGAAGCGCUCUGUGGAGGUUGUCAAGGUGACAGAGGAGAUGAAGGCAUUCAAGGCCUACGGCAAGCUCCGUGUCGAGAGGAUGAACCAGCGCCAGCUUGGGGCCCGUCUGAAGAAGGCUGCCGAGGCAGAGAAGGAGGAGAAGAAGUGAUGAGCUCUUCUGAUCGUUGCCAAGUGCUAGUUUCUAAGUUUUUGUUUUGCCCUCGUUGGACACCUUGUUGUUUGAUACCUGAUAUACUUAUUCGCAUGAUCUGCUAUCGAAUCUUAUGCUAUGAGUGUCUUUGGAUAUUUUGCA